Molecule: messenger RNA, 642 nt
Organism: Dentiscutata erythropus
Lineage: Eukaryota; Fungi; Glomeromycota; Glomeromycetes; Diversisporales; Gigasporaceae
Source: the annotation of a GenBank genome assembly
AUGACUACUGAAACAAUACAUGGUGUUGCAAAAUUAGCAAACAUCAUCAAUGUUAGAAUUUUUGAUAAAGAUAGAUAUGCAGAAGAUUCUGCAAUUCUAAAAGGUGUAAAUUAUGUGAUUAAUGCUCAUAAAAAUGAUAUAAAAAAAAACAGUAUUAUCAAUAUGUCUUUUGGUGGUCCUUAUUCUGAAACUAUAGCUAAAUUAGUCAAGAAGUGUACUAAUAAUGGUAUUCAUGUUGUAGCCACAGCUGGCAAUGAUUAUAGUGAUACAUGUUCAGUAAUUCCAGCUGCUGCUCCUUCAGCUAUUACAGUUGCUGCCUCCGAUAAAUUAGAUCAAAUAGCUAAUUUUUCAAAUUAUGAAUCAUGCAUUGACAUUUAUGCCCCAGGAAAUAAUAAUAAUAGCAUCAUUUUUAAUGGAACAAGCAUAUCUGCUCUUUAUGUUGUAGGCACAGUAGCGCUUUAUAUUUCAACUUAUAGUAACUUACAUCCAUCAAAUAUGUUUGAAGCAAUUAUUUCAUUAGCAACUAAAAAUAUUAUUACAGGAAUUUCUAGUAGAAAUGAUACUUAUUUUAUGCGUGCUAUAUUUGGAAAUCUUUUAUUAACUGAAUCAGGCAUGUUGUUGGAUGAAUUAGGAGUUCUAUGA